Molecule: messenger RNA, 1137 nt
Organism: Erythranthe guttata (spotted monkey flower)
Lineage: Eukaryota; Viridiplantae; Streptophyta; Magnoliopsida; Lamiales; Phrymaceae
Product: ethylene-responsive transcription factor ERF011
Biological process (GO): regulation of DNA-templated transcription
Molecular function (GO): DNA binding; DNA-binding transcription factor activity
Source: RefSeq, a predicted model, not a curated record
AAUAAAUAAGGAAUAUAGAUACAUAUACAGCUCCAAGAGGUGUGUCUCUAUAUAUAUAAGUGUUGUUAUAGAGAGAGAGAGAGUAGAGAGAGAGAGAGAAACACCGGUAGUGUGAUGAUGAAAGAGAGAGAAAAAGGGCGAUUGCGGUGAGGUGUGUCGGUGCAGUUUGUAAGUUAGUUUUUUUUUUUUAAAUUAAUUCAUCAGAGAAACAAAAAAAAAAAAAAAGAAAGAGAAAAAGAAAAGAAAAAAACGUGGCUUCUUGGCCGGAUGACAAAGAACCUUAGGUUUGAAGCCGCAGCACCGUACCACCAUCGCAUGCCACUCUCGUUUCUCUUCUUUUGUCAUUUUUCCGAUCCUUCUCUUCUAUUUAUACCCUUUCUACCCUUCAUCUUUUUUUUAUUCUCUUCUAUUCUACUGCGCUGUAAUGGAGGUCGGCGGCGGCGGCGCUUCGUCGGGUGGUUCAGGUAGAGGCCGUCAUCUCGAUGUGAUCCGGUCAGGGAAGCCAUACAAAGGGAUAAGGAUGCGCAAGUGGGGGAAGUGGGUGGCGGAGAUUAGGGAGCCCAACAAGCGGACGAGAAUCUGGCUCGGCUCCUACUCCACCGCCGUCGCCGCCGCCAGGGCCUACGACACCGCCGUCUACUACCUCCGCGGCCCCACCGCCAAGCUCAACUUCCCCGAGGACGUCUCCUCCUCCGUCGUCGGCGAGGUGGAGGAGCUCUCCGCCGCCGCCAUUAGGGAGAAGGCGGUGGAGGUGGGCUCCAGGGUGGACGCCCUCCAGGCCAACACCUCCGCCGCGGCUAACGGCGGCCAUGCAAUGAACCAGCGGUCUUGGUUCCGAGGGUACCAGAUUGACCUCAACAAGAAACCCGAACCCGAAGAUGACCCGGCCGCUGUCGAGUAUUGUCGUCGAUGAAUUAAGUAUUAGAACCAAGAACCCCGCGUACCCGACCCGACCCGCCAAAAGGAUCCGAACCCAUAAAUACUUUUCUUAAUUACAAUCACUCUUUUCUAAUAGAUAGUAUCCAUACUGUACUACUCCUGUAAUUUUAUUUCAUUUUAUUUUCUUCUGUUUGUAGCUCUGUAAUUUUUACUUUGCUUCGCUACUAUGUUAAUCAAUGUGAAUAUUUUUAUUAAUUA